Molecule: messenger RNA, 773 nt
Organism: Magnolia sinica
Lineage: Eukaryota; Viridiplantae; Streptophyta; Magnoliopsida; Magnoliales; Magnoliaceae
Product: heme-binding-like protein At3g10130, chloroplastic
Exons: 1
Coding region: 109-726 (205 amino acids)
Source: RefSeq, a predicted model, not a curated record
GUAUAGCAUGCUAUCAUCCAUUCGAUCCUUCACCACUCUCACUCUAUAAAACUCCUCCGGAAUCCAUUUUCCGACCUCAGAGGCUCAACUCAUUCCACACAGAAGAAAAUGGGCACCAUCUUCGGCAAGAUCGACGUCGAGACGCCGAAAUUCGAACUCCUCCACUCCUCCCCUGACUACGAGAUCCGCAAAUACCCGCCGUCGAUCGUAGCUCAAGUCACCUACUCCCCGUCCCAGCUCCGCGGCAACCGCGACGGCGGUUUCACCAUCCUUGCCAACUACAUCGGCGCGCUCGGCCGACCACAAAACAAGAAACCAGAAAAGAUUGCGAUGACGGCCCCUGUCACAACCCAAACACCAAAGGACACCACCGAGAAGAUCGCAAUGACAGCACCUGUCAUAACACACGGAGCAAGCAACGGAGGAGAUGAGACGAUGGUGACGAUGCAGUUUGUUCUGCCGGCGAAGUAUCAGAAGGUCGAGGAGGCGCCGGCGCCGACAGAUGAAAGGGUGGUUAUAAGAGAGGAAGGGGAGAGGAAAUAUGGGGUGGUGAGAUUUGGUGGGGUGGCAACAGAUGAAGUGGUGAAGGAGAAGGUAGAGAAAUUGAAGAAGAGUUUGGAGAGAGAUGGGCAUGGAGUAAUUGGAGAGUUCUUGCUGGCAAGGUAUAAUCCUCCUUGGACACUGCCAGCUUUCAGGACUAAUGAGAUCAUGCUCCCCAUUGAAUGAAAUGGAAGCGGAUUUGAAAUAUGAAGUUUAUUAUUAUUAUUAUUAUU